UCCACCCCAGUUUCUGCCUCCUCCUCCUUGUCACACCAACACAAUGUCACUCUGUUCGCCACCAUCGCAUUUUCACCUCUCAAACGCCGUCGUUUCGCACUACCACGGCCCCGACCUUAUUAACCUCCCUCUCCAAUGCCCCCAAAACCCUAAACCCUGUCCCGAGCCCUCAGCCUCGUUAAAGCUCGCGGCUCCUGUCCGCAACCGCGGCUUCCGCCUCAAUUGCCUGAGAUCAGAUACGCCGAUCUCCAUUGCGCCGCAGAAUGGCGAUUUCACCGAGCCGAAAAUCGACGGCGGCGGCGGAGGCCGUGACGGCGGGGAUUCCUCCUCCGGUGGUGGUGGUGGUGGUGGGGAAGGAGAGGGCGGUGGCAAUGAGGAGGAUGCGGAGGGGGAGGAGUUUGGGCCGUUGUUGAGGUUUGAUGAGGUGAUGAAGGAGACUGAAGCUCGCGGAGUGGAGCUUCCUUUGGAUAUGGUCGAGGCUGCUAAGACUACUGGCCUUCGUAAAGAGUUUCUUCUCCGCUACUUGGCUUUACAGGGGUCAGUUUGGCCACUGAGCUUUUUGAUGAAGUACUGCUCUAUGCUACGUAAUCGAAUGCUGGCUGAUCCUUCCUUUCUGUUUAAAGUUGGCACAGAGAUAGUCAUAGACUCUUGUUGUGCAACAUUUGCAGAAGUUCAGAAAAGGGGGAAGGACUUCUGGAAUGAGUUUGAGUUGUAUGCCGCGGAUCUUUUGGUUGGAAUCGUUGUUGAUAUUGCUUUGGUUGGUAUGUUGGCACCCUAUGCUCGAAUUGGAAAACCAUCAAUAUCACAUGGUUUAUUUGGACGCGUACAACAAGCUUGUGCGGCUCUCCCUAGCAGCGUCUUUGAAGCUGAAAGGCCAGGAUGUAGAUUCUCAGUGAAGCAGAGAGUAGCCUCAUUCUUCUAUAAGGGUGUGUUGUAUGGUUCAGUUGGUUUUGUAUGUGGUAUUAUUGGACAAGGGAUUGCUAACCUGAUCAUGAAUGCCAAACGGAGCAUUAAGAAGUCAGAAGAGGACAUACCUGUGCCUCCUCUUGUGAAAAGUGCUGCUCUUUGGGGUGUGUUUCUUGCUUUCUCGUCCAACACUCGUUAUCAGAUUGUAAAUGGACUGGAAGGGCUGGUUGAAGCAUCGCCUUUGGCGAAGCGUGUUCCACCAGUUGCAAUGGCAUUCACUAUAGGUGUCCGAUUUGCCAACAAUAUCUAUGGUGGUAUGCAAUUUGUAGAUUGGGCCAAAUUGAGUGGAGUGCAAUAAGACUAGUAUUGCUUGCCAAAAUAGUUGUUUUCAGUUAUCAUAUAUACAAUAGAGAUUCUUCAUACUUUUGAGUCGCAGCUUUUUAUCUGGUAUAGAUCAUUCCAAAGAGGGGAUAGAUCAUUUUUGGAUUUUGGUACAGAAUUUCUGUUUUCCCUUGUCAAUUCUGGUAAUGAUUUUUUCUAUGGGCAAUUUUUUCACUUUGGCCAAACAUAAACAUCAGGGGACACAGAUCCUCUCCUCAUGAGAGGGUUCCUCAUCCAUGGAUCACAUAUAAUAUCACUAAAAGAUAAUAGCAUCUUUAGCAGA
Rosa chinensis is the source of this 1570-nucleotide messenger RNA. Its product is annotated as protein RETICULATA-RELATED 1, chloroplastic. The record is from RefSeq and is a predicted model, not a curated record. Lineage: Eukaryota; Viridiplantae; Streptophyta; Magnoliopsida; Rosales; Rosaceae. Gene Ontology annotation, biological process: plant organ development. The transcript is spliced from 7 exons. Gene Ontology annotation, cellular component: chloroplast inner membrane. The coding region runs from base 44 to 1264 and encodes 406 amino acids.